AUUCACACUUUUUCUGUCUGUGUAUUACAUUUACUUGGGGGCCAAUCACAACACUGCUUGAUGUUUGAGAUGCGCCAUGCAGUCUGACUAAUCUAUUGCAACCGCAACUACGGACCGAUAAGUGCAAUUGAUAAUUAUUCAUAACGAAUUCAAGUGGACUAGCCUCUGUGUCGCUUGACAGCUUCUAGAAACUUUGGAGGGACAUUUUUCUAAAUUGGUGGUGACACAAGACCACGGAACGCUUGCACGGGUUUUUGAGUAUUCUUGACCACUGCAGGCUAAUCAAAAUAUACAUGUAAUUUAUUUUACUGCCACCCUCUCUUAAAAAAAAACACGUGACAACUGCAAUCACUGCAUUCCUGCGAGUCCAGGUUUAGGAAUUGUCACACAUUUGCAAGUAUCGGCUACCUUGUUUCAGUCGAUCCUGGGACAAACGCGGUGUGGCUGGAUGUUGCAGGCGGUGGGUCAGUGAGCGCGAGGACCUCUACGAAGUCCCCAACUCCCGACCUAUCUUACCUGAUGCCGUGCAUGAUGAUUGUCCUUGGAAUACUUAUGAAUGUCCUCAGUCAUGGCAGCGUGCUGUCAGGCUCCAUAGACUGUCAGGAGGCUGAGCGAGGCUGUGUACAGGAUCAGGACUGUACGGCAGUGUACAGGGUGCUGGAGUACUGUGCUGCUGAGGAGGCCGUGUCGCCCCUGGGCCCAGACUCCCGGGGGGAGUGUCUGGAGGCCCAGAGCGCCCUGCAGCAGUACCGCCCCCUCCAGGCCUGCAAGUGCCAGCGCGGCUCCCGCCGGGAGGAGCUGUGCCUCAGGGUCUACUGGACCGUCAGAUUCGCUGUGUAUAAUGAGUACGAGGUGUCUCCGUAUGAAGAUCUGGAGGUGGAGUUUGUGAGGCACAUAGAGAUGUCACGCAUGGCCUCCAUCAUGGCAGCCUCCUCUUUUCCUCUGGAUGGGCAGAACCAGUGUCUGAAAGCAGCCCAGGACUGUGGUCUGUAUGAGAAGUGUGGUUCUCUGAGGUCGGAGUAUGUUGUAGCCUGCACCAAGCGGGCUCCGGGCUCCGACGGCAGCUGUAACAGACAGAAGUGCCACCGGGCACUGCGGCGCUUCCUGGAGCGGGUACCAGAGGAGUACAGCUUCGCCCUGCUAUUCUGUCCCUGCUCUGAUGCCCUCUGUGGGGAGCGCCGGCGGAAGACCAUCGUACCAUCGUGUUCCUAUGAGGAGAGAGACAGCAAACCCAACUGCCUCAGCCUGCAGGGCUACUGUGCCAGGGAUGAGCUGUGUAGAUCUCGUCUGGCUGAUUUCCAGCACAACUGCCAGCCCUCGUCACAUUCUCCCUCUGGCUGCAUGAGAGAGAGUGGAGCCGUCUGCCUUAAGGCCUACGCCGGGCUCAUAGGCACCAUCAUGACCCCCAACUAUGCCAACAAUCUCAGUAUGGACGUGUCCCAGUGGUGCACCUGUGAGGGAAGUGGGAACCAAUGGCAGGACUGUCUGCGCAUCAUGAACAUGUUCCACAGAAACGUCUGUCUGCGUAAUGCUAUCAGUUAUUUAGGUGGCUCUUCCCCUCGCCCUGUGGAGAGCACCACCCUGCCCCCUCGUCACCACGCAUCAGCCACCCCCUCUCCACACAUCUUUCAGGACAAGGACAAGAUCAAUGUCAACGUCAACAUUUUAUCAGAACGCAACAGUGUGGAGGACAGCGAGGAAGAGGAGGUAGAGGAGGAAAGCCAGGAAUUCAAUGUUAUCCCACUGUAUUCUGAGAAGGAGAAGUCUAGUGUGGGCUCCGGGACCCGAGGAGGCCGUAGAGGAGCGGCAAGCCAGACAGCACCCAUGCUGCCCCUGCUGCUGCUGCCUGCUGCUAUGCUGGGCUGGUGGUGUCCGGUAUAACGAGCCCCCCUACUACCCCUCUUACGAUCAGCUACAGUAUCACAUUCACUGGGUCACCUCCACCAUGGCACUGAGACUGAUGAGGAGACUUAAGGCUGAGGGAAGAACAACCACAAUGAGGAAAUGGACAUUCACACCUUUCUCCUAUGGCACUCUGUCUUCCAUUCAUUUCAUGCUUUCUGUUUUCCUUUGUUACUUUCCAUCAUUAUUUUUCUGCAAUCUCUAUCUCUCCUGCUCUGACUGCUCAUGGUCUUUAGUAGUCCUAGCUGCCCGUCUCUUAGCUCUUCUCUCUCACAUCAGUACACAUGGAGUUGAACAAGCUGUGCAGAUAAAUAAAUAAAUGGAUGAAUUAAUAAGGUCUGUCUGGAUGAAUCGAUGUGGCUGUCUGUCCAGUGCCUGCCUCAAGAUUGGGCAUCCAGCUCCACUCUCCCUCUUCAUGAGGAACCCACAUCGCCCAAGGCCAGUAACAACACCUAUCUCAAAGAAAACAUGACCAAUGAUUGGUGGAACCAUGAUAGUUCAUUCCUUUUGAUAUAUCUUGAUAUAUCUUCAUAUCUUCUCUCUCCAUUGUUAUCUUCCCUUAUUUCAUCAUGCUAUGCUCCCUUGGAUAGCAGGGUUGUUGGGUAAGCCACUUUGUCUAUGUUGUCUUUGCCAUAAGCCAAUAACUAAAGAAAAGAUAGAUUGAGGGAUGAUGUUGUUUUGUAGUUCUUCCUCCCAUCUCUAUGUUGCUCCCUUUGUUUGCUUCCUUCUUCAUCACUUCAGACUAGAUGCCACUGGCCCGUUGUUUCCCCUCUCUAGUUCAUACACCACUUAUUCUCCGCUUAGUUGAGGUCUGAAAAAUCCACCACAGGCACAAUGAGACAAAAUUCUAGUAAUGACAACGGUCGAGGAAAGCGGAAUAAGCAAUAAAACAUGAAAUCAGAUAGCUCAGCGGGCAGGUGCUGAGGCCGUCUGGGUUUGGGCUCAGGGGAGAGAGGAACCAAUUUACUGCUGUCUGAGGUUCACAAAUGCUUUCUGUCCCUAGGUGUUGUUAUAGUUUUGGAGAGACAAUAUCACACUUAGCCAUGCUUUUCCUGACUGUGUUUGAUCAGGGAGAAAGUGGGGAGAUGGGGUACUAUAGAGCCUCUGGCAACUCUGAUCAUUGAGCAUCACAUUGAGCCUUUCUCUCUCUCUCUCUCUCUGUCUCUGUCUCUGUCUCUCUGCCUGCCUGAUAAAUCUUUUGCUGAUGUCAAUGUUCUUUUCUUGCAUCACUCAUUUUCUUGUGAACUUGGAGAAUUAGCUCCCACCUGAGUGGAAGUAGGUAAAAUACUGUUGGUGAUGGUUAAAGGGGGACCUACUUUACUGUGGAAUUGUGAACGUGACGUUUAUUUAUCGACAUCUUUCCCUUCUUGAGGGAGAUGUUAGAUAAGACUCAUGUUCUCACAGAUAAUACAUGAUGCUUAAAAGAGAUAAAUAUUUACUGGGCAUAUCAGUGCUACAGAUGUCUCUGCCAGCAGCAUACCACCCUGCAUCCCACUGCUGGCAUGACUCUGAAGCUAAGCAGGGUUGGUCCUGGAUGGGAGACAAGAUACUGCUGGAAGAGGUGUUGAAGUACCAGUAAGGGGUGCUCUUCAUUCUAAGGAGAUCCCAUGGCUGUGAAGGGGACACUGCCCUGCAUAUGGUGCUGUCUUUUGGAUGGGUCUUUAAAACGUCCUGACUCUCUGUGGUCAAUAAAGAUCCCAUGGCACUUAUUGUAAGAGGAGGGGUGUGACCCUGGUCUCCUGGCUAAAUUCCCAAUGUCAUGCCAUCAAAUCAAAUUGUAUUUGUCACAUGUGACGAAUAUAACCUUACCGUGAAAUGCUUACUUACAAGCCCAUAACCAGCAAUGAAGUUUUAAUAAA
This is a messenger RNA of Oncorhynchus tshawytscha (Chinook salmon), 3761 nucleotides long. Its product is annotated as GDNF family receptor alpha-4-like. Gene Ontology annotation, molecular function: signaling receptor activity. The coding region runs from base 520 to 1881 and encodes 453 amino acids. The transcript has 8 exons. Gene Ontology annotation, biological process: nervous system development. Gene Ontology annotation, cellular component: external side of plasma membrane; signaling receptor complex. NCBI's taxonomy places the organism in Eukaryota, Metazoa, Chordata, Actinopteri, Salmoniformes, Salmonidae. The record is from RefSeq and is a predicted model, not a curated record.